AUGGUGUAUUUCUUGUACUUUGCACCUAGCGCUUUCCAAGGUAUUCUUUUUGACAUAUGCGCAAUUCUUUCUGGUGUGUGGGUGAAUUUAUUGGGCAUUGUUGCUGGAUUUUUCAUUAUAAACACUGUUAUGUACGUGUUGGAGGCAUUCCCUUCGACGAGGUUCAUAGUCGCCAAAGUAGAAAAUAUGGCUUAUAUUGGUCCAGUAGUACUGGAUCGGAGAUAUCAAAUCAAAGUUGUCCUAACAGUCACCCUGGUGAUGUCGUUAUUGAUGUGGCUCGGUAGCGACAAAAUCGUUGUCAAACACGGCUUCACUGGAUCAAAUGGAUCGUUCAAAAUUGCCCUAGUAUCAGACAUUCAUGCUGGUGCAAGUGUUCAUAGAGAUCAAGUUUCCAAAGUAGUUGAUAAGCUUCUUGAUCUUCAUGUUGAUGCAGUGGCUUUGGUCGGUGACAUGGUUGACGGGUCGCUACGAAGCUUGGAAGGCCGAAUGGAUGCUGCCUACAGAUACCGCACUUACUUUGUCUCAGGAAAUCAUGAGUAUUACUACGGUAAUGCUAUGGAAUGGUUCAGAGAAUAUGAUCGCCGCGGAAUCCGUGUGUUGAAUAACAAGUGCGAUAUGUUCCAUGGUAUUUGUAUUGUGGGUGUCAAUGACGUUUCAAGUGGAAAAUCAGGAAUACCCAACCAUAGCAUGAAUCUUACGGAAGCUAUGAAAAAUUGUAGCGAAGGUUCUUCACGAAUUGUCUUGUCUCACAAUCCAGCUAGCGUAAAAAGCUUCUCUUCUGAGGAUUUGGAGAAAGUCGACGUGGUUUUGUCAGGCCAUACCCAUGCAGGACAAUACUAUGUCCUUUUACCAAUAAUCCCGUGGAUAUUGCCCUAUUUUCAUGGUCUGUACGACAUUGGCCAUGGGAAGCUUGUUUGUCUCCGCAGGCACUCUUUAUCAGGUGUGUACUGGCGUGCACCUAACCGG
Messenger RNA from Cooperia oncophora, 966 nucleotides. NCBI's taxonomy places the organism in Eukaryota, Metazoa, Nematoda, Chromadorea, Rhabditida, Trichostrongylidae. The record is from the annotation of a GenBank genome assembly.